This is a messenger RNA of Aureobasidium melanogenum CBS 110374, 534 nucleotides long. RefSeq lists its product as uncharacterized. The transcript has a single exon. The coding region runs from base 1 to 534 and encodes 177 amino acids. NCBI's taxonomy places the organism in Eukaryota, Fungi, Ascomycota, Dothideomycetes, Dothideales, Saccotheciaceae. The record is from RefSeq and is a predicted model, not a curated record.
AUGCCUUACACACUCCAACCUGGUGGCUACAUCAGCCCCACCUCGAACUCUGGCUCCGGAGACAUCGAAGUCGACCCCAGUGCUCCAGGAAGUGUCAUGCGUUUUGCUCUCGGCUUCGAAACCAUGGCAAAUGUUGUUGGCGGAACAUGGAUGGUCUUCUUCCCACAGAGCUUCCUGGGUAUGCUCGUAAACUCACCCUCCGAUAUGACACCUACUGCAGUCACCUGGACUCAAGUGACUGGUGCUUUGGUGUACGCACUCGCUGCUCCUUUGGUUCUGGCCUUCCCGAACUCUAGACGUGGCAUUGAAAGCAGAGCGCCUGCUUACUACACUCUCGGGGCUGGCGAAGUCGGUGUUACGGCUGUAACACUGUACAAAGCUUUUGCUGAUGGGGGCGACAGUGGAUGGACCAAGAAUGCUCUACUUGGCGCCAGCUCUGCAUUGCUGCCUGCUCUGGCAUGGAGACUCUACGUGCUUUUUGGCAAGCCCGAAUGGAUUGGCAGAUACCGUGAAGUUUCACGCAAAAACAAAUAA